AUCAAAGGGUCUUCGUUUGAGUUAAAGGAUUGGGGCCUUCUCUGUCUGUCCCUCUGCAUUUGAUUACACCUCGAACCCCUCUCUCUGCUGUCCACAUGCAUUUUUAUUAGCUCUCUCUCUCUCUCUCUCUCUCUCUAUCUACUGCUACAUCAAUUUUUUUUUAGCUCUCUCUCUCUCUCUACUGGCUACAUGCAUUUUUGUUAGAUCUCUCUCUUCAUUCGAGUUGAGCUCGAAAGGCUGCGAGGUCCUCUCUCUAUCUACUUAUUGUUUAUAUAUGCAUUUUGUUCUCUCACUCUACUGUAGAAAAUAUUUAACAGAAUUACCGGGCGUAGGAGCUUGAAGGAGGACAGGUUACUUGGCAAAAGGAGCCCUCCCUGGUUCCAGAUCAUCUCCUUGCACGCUCAUAUCACUCUACACAAAAAAGCAGAAGAAAAAGCGAAACAUCUUUAAGAGGAAACCCCCUUCAACCUUUUCAUUUCCAUCCUUUACACCCCCUCAACAGGUAGCUACUCUGUUUUCAAGAAUGUCUGGAUAUGUGGGUAUUCUUGUUUCAGACCCAUGGCUCCAAAACCAGUUCACCCAAGUGGAGCUUCGGAGUUUGAAGUCCCAUUUCCUUUCUAUACGAAGGGAAUGCGGAAGGGUGAGCAUCUCAGACUUGCCAUCGAGAAUGUCGAAAUUGAAAGGGAUUGGAGAGUCUUUGAAUGUGGAAGAAAGUCUGGAGUUUCUGCUUAAGUCGUAUCCUGAUGCAGAAGACGAAGUGGAUUUUGAAAUAUUUCUUCGGGUGUACUUAAAACUGCAAGCCCAUGCGAACACCAAGAUGGGGGGUGCGACCGAUUCCUCUGCAUUUCUGAAGGCUGCUACCACAACUCUUCUGCACACCAUCAGUGAAUCCGAGAAGGCAUCAUAUGUAGCCCACAUCAACAACUACCUCAGAGAAGAUCUUUUCCUGAAUAAAUACCUUCCAAUAGACCCAUCGACAAAUGAUCUUUUUGAGAUUGCUAAAGAUGGGGUUCUUCUAUGCAAAUUAAUCAAUGUGGCUGCUCCUGGGACAAUUGAUGAACGUGCAAUCAACACCAAAAGAAUGCUUAAUCCAUGGGAAAGAAAUGAAAACCAUACGCUUUGCCUCAAUUCUGCCAAGGCUAUUGGAUGCACAGUAGUGAAUAUCGGAACACAAGACCUUGCUGAAGGGAGGCCUCAUCUUGUGCUUGGGUUGAUCUCUCAAAUUAUCAAGAUACAACUAUUGGCAGACCUCAACUUGAGAAAAACACCUCAGCUUGUGGAGUUGGUUGAUGAUAGUAAGGAUGUGGAAGAACUAAUGAAUCUACCGCCAGAGAAAAUUUUAUUAAGGUGGAUGAACUUUCAUCUGAAGAAAGCAGGCUACAAAAAACCUGUAACAAACUUCUCUUCAGAUGUAAAGGAUGGAGAGGCCUUUGCUUUCCUACUAAACAUAUUGGCACCUGAACAUACUAAUCCAUCCAUCUUCAACACCAAGGAUCCUUUUGAACGAGCAAAGCUAGUCCUUGAACAUGCAGAGAGGAUGAACUGCAAAAGAUAUCUCACCCCAAAAGAUAUUGUUGAAGGUUCACCAAAUCUUAAUCUUGCUUUUGUGGCACAUAUUUUCCAACACAGGAAUGGAUUGUCAUCCGACACCAAACAAAUCUCUUUGGCUGAAACUAUGUCGGAUGAUGUACAAGUCUCCAGGGAAGAAAGUGCAUUUAGAUUGUGGAUUAAUAGUCUUGGAAAUUCUGCGCAUGUUGACAAUGUUUUUGAAGAUGUUAGAAAUGGAUGGGUCCUAUUAGAAGUUUUGGACAGGAUAUCACCUGGGAUAGUCAAUUGGAAGCAAGCAACAAGGCCUCCUAUUAAGAUGCCAUUUAGGAAAGUAGAAAACUGUAACCAAGUUGUAAAGAUCGGGAAGCAAUUGAAGUUUUCUUUGGUGAAUGUGGCCGGGAAUGACAUUGUGCAAGGAAAUAAAAAACUGAUACUUGCUUAUCUAUGGCAAUUGAUGCGGUACAACAUGCUGCAGCUCCUCAGAAACUUGAGAUUUCAUUCACACGGUAAGGAGAUCACGGAUGCGGAUAUUCUAAAUUGGGCUAAUGCUAAGGUGAGAAGUACUGGAAGACAUUCUUGCAUGGAUAGUUUCAAGGAUAAGAGUCUUGGGAAUGGCAUAUUUUUCCUCGAGUUGUUGAGUGCUGUGGAGCCCAGGGUAGUGAACUGGCGCCUUGUCACAAAAGGGGAAAGUGAUGAAGAGAAAAAGAUGAAUGCCACCUAUUUGAUCAGCGUUGCAAGGAAGAUAGGAUGUUCAAUUUUCUUAUUACCGGAAGACAUUAUGGAGGUCAACCAAAAAAUGAUACUUACACUGACAGCAAGCAUCAUGUAUUGGAGCCUCAAACAACCCACUGAAGAAACUUUGUCUGGUGCCUCAGAUAGUGAAAAUGGAAGCAUGAUUGAAUCAUUCUCAAACUCUACAUUGGAUGAUAGUGCAUCUGAGGCCUCUUCAGAGGAAAAUGCAAACAGAUAGCCAUGUGAAUUUUCUUUCUAUUUUUUUCUUGUUUAAAUUAUAAAUUUCUUUGUUUGUUCAUAAGAUCCACUUUUCUUUGAUAUUUACAUUUAUUUUCCUGGAUUUAUUUUAUAGAAUUGCACCUCUAUUCAAUUCCCCAACUUUAUGUAGUGGGUUUAUGGGGUCGGUGGUUCAUUCUGUAUUUUUGUUUAGUAAAUUUGCAGGGCAUUCUAAGUUCUUGUAAUCAGUUUUGUUAGAUGAAGUUGGAAUGUAUAGUUGUGUCCAUGUUUGAUCUUUA
Messenger RNA from Amborella trichopoda, 2795 nucleotides. The record is from RefSeq and is a predicted model, not a curated record. NCBI's taxonomy places the organism in Eukaryota, Viridiplantae, Streptophyta, Magnoliopsida, Amborellales, Amborellaceae.